AUGUCUGUUGUCAACAGCACAAAAUUCAGUCAUCUCACAUUCAUCCUCCUCGGCAUCCCGGGCCUGGAGGACUGGAACACCUGGAUCGCCAUCCCCUUCUGUUUGAUGCUCAUGGCUGCUCUUUUAGGGAACUGUGUUCUAAUAUUCCUUAUUGCAACAAAGCGCAGCCUCCAGGAACCCAUGUACCUUUUCCUCUCCAUGUUGGCAGUCAGCGAUUUAGUCUCAUCUACUUCUACAGUGCCGAAAAUGCUGGCCAUCUUCUGGUUUAGGGCCAGGGAAAUUGCUUUCGAGUCCUGCCUCACCCAGAUGUUUUUUAUUCACUUUGGGUUUGUUGCCAAGUCGGCCAUCCUGCUGGCCAUGGUGUUUGAUCGGUAUGUAGCCAUCUGCGACCCCCUGAGAUACACGACUAUCCUCACCAAUGUGAAGGUUGGGAAAAUAUCCAUAGCCAUAGUCAUCAGAAGCUUUUGUAUAAUUGUACCCAUUUUUUUUCUGCUCAAAUGGCUGCCCUUCUGCAGAAGCAAUGUCCUACCACACUCAUACUGCAAGCACAUAGAGGUGGCCAGACUGGCCUAUGCAGACAUAACUGUCAGUAUCUGGUAUGGCUUUGCAGUGCCAACUGUAACCAUUGUACUAGACGUUGUGUUUAUUGGGGUGUCUUGUGUGCUGAUCCUCAAGGCUGUCAUCAGGCUCCCCACCAAAGGUGCCUGGCUCAAAGCUUUUAGUACCUGUGGGUCCCACGUCUGUAUCAUCAUCUUAUUUUAUACCCCAGCAUUUUUCACUCUCAGCUUUAGCCAUCAUGUCCCUCAUCACAUUCACAUCCUGCUGGCUGAUCUCUACAUGCUCAUCCCCCCUGUGCUAAACCCUAUUGUUUACGGGAUGAAAACUAAGCAGAUUCGGGUACAAGUGGGCUGCAUGUUCUCGCAGAAGUGGAAAUGGUGCUGA
Messenger RNA from Chelonoidis abingdonii (Abingdon island giant tortoise), 942 nucleotides. RefSeq names its product olfactory receptor 52B2-like. NCBI's taxonomy places the organism in Eukaryota, Metazoa, Chordata, Testudines, Testudinidae. The record is from RefSeq and is a predicted model, not a curated record. Gene Ontology annotation, biological process: G protein-coupled receptor signaling pathway. Gene Ontology annotation, molecular function: G protein-coupled receptor activity; olfactory receptor activity. Gene Ontology annotation, cellular component: plasma membrane.